Messenger RNA from Pocillopora verrucosa, 2817 nucleotides. RefSeq names its product microfibril-associated glycoprotein 4. The record is from RefSeq and is a predicted model, not a curated record. Gene Ontology annotation, molecular function: calcium ion binding. NCBI's taxonomy places the organism in Eukaryota, Metazoa, Cnidaria, Anthozoa, Scleractinia, Pocilloporidae.
UACAUUGGAGUACUAAGAUGAUAUCAGUCAUUUAGAUUUAAAUACAGAAGCUAUUAUCUGAUGACUGAUAACAAUUAGAUUAGCUGGACAAGAAGAAGGACUGUGGCGCACAAAGAGCGGCUUUGUUAUGGAACCAUAGUUACAGAAAUUCAAACAGUUCUAUAUAGGAAAACGCGACACCAAAAAGUUUUCACUAUUGAUACCUCCCAGGAACAAAACCAAGAACGAAAAACACUUUGUCAUUCAGAAGCCACUACAAUCACAACUUCUAGCCUGGUUGUAUUUGCCUCUAUGCAGUUCAGUGGUUGAUUCAUGUCGUGGAAAGCUGUUUGGCCCUUCUAUACUGGCGUCUUGAUAGACAUCAUAUCUGCAAGUAAACAAUGUACACAAACAAAUAGCAUAAAUGGAAUGGCUCUGCAGGGAUUUGUCUUCAAGAAGUUCUCAGUAACAACCAUCCCUGAGUGUGAUAUGAGUUGUCAGAGAGAAAUCACCUGCCAAAGUUUCAAUUACGUGAUAGAAGAAAAGUCCUGUGAACUGAAUAACCGGACCAAGGAGGCAAGACCUGAGAACUUCCAACCAGACCCUGCUCGGUUUUACUACACGCGUUUUGUGGGAAGGACUCCUUUGGGAUCCAUUCCACAGCUGCCUGCAAAGUCGUGCCAGGAAAUAAAGGCAAGUGAAGGCCAAGAUGCCAUCAGCAACAAGUACUGGUUGGAUCCAAGUGGAAAUGGAAAGGCUGUGCUGGUUAAUUGCGACAUGGAAAUGGAAGAUAUCGAUGAAUGUAUCACCGGCAAUCACGACUGUCAUGUGAAUGCCACCUGUACCAACACCAUUGGCUCACAUAAUUGUACAUGUAAGGAAGGAUUUACUGGAGAUGGACGCUUGUGCUCAGCUUUUAGGAACUGUGCUGAAAUCCACAAAUCAGCGGGUAAAUCAACUGACGGUACGUACACCAUCAAACCUGAUAACAUGACUGCCUUUGAGGUAUUCUGUGACCAAACAACAGCUGGUGGAGGAUGGACUGUGUUCCAGAGGAGACUGGACGGCUCGGUUGAUUUCUACCGUAACUGGAGCGACUACAAACAUGGCUUUGGUGACGUUUAUGGUGAGUUUUGGUUAGGAUUGGACAAGAUUCACCGCCUGACCUCAGAUAACAACAGCAUGCUGCGUGUGGAUUUGGAAGACUUUAAAGGGAAUACAACUUAUGCUGAGUAUAAUAUAUUUGGUGUUAUGAAUGAGAAAGACAAGUACAGGCUAAUCCUCGGUUUCUAUUCAGGAUCUGCUGGUGAUUCUCUCUCUUAUCAUCGUGAUCGGCCAUGGAGCACUCCUGAUCAAGAUAAUGAUGAGUGGCCGGAGGAAAGCUGUGCAGAGUAUCGUCACGGAGCCUGGUGGUAUAACGAUUGCUUCCAUUCUAACCUGAAUGGCAGAUAUCAUCAUGGAAAUGACUCUUCCUAUGCUUAUGGAGUGGCUUGGAAACACUGGAGGCGUUUUCUGAAGAGGACCGAGAUGAAAAUGAGACCAGCAGAUUUCUGACUUUCAUGACUAUAUUAAAACCGCCUUUUGCACAGCACAACUAUUAUACAGUUGGAGUUAGCAAAAAGCGAGUGAUUCUACUUAAUUUGUUUGGUUAGUUGUCCGUGAUAUACGAGUUUCCUUCAUCAAUAGCGUAUUUUACACCAAGAGGAGUAAAACUAUGCCGUUUUAACUGCUUCCUUUUUUGUGUGUUAGAUUGCUUUUCUUUCACAUUUCACUCCUGGUGUUGGAUGGUUGUCGUUUUUAUGUUUUUAAACUAAAAAUAUUGAUUCCGUAAAAUGGCUCUUUCCACUGAUACGGCUUCGUGAGAUGACCUUAGAUUACCUUCGACGUGUUUAUCAAGUUUCAUGAACAUGAGUUGCAAUUUGCUCCUGGUUGCUCUACGGCAAAUUGACUUUUACUAAUGAUAGCCAAUGAAGAAGAUUUUGUGUUCCAAGUCUGAUUUAUCAAAAAGUCAGCGCGCGAGUGCCUAGGUCUGGUUCCACUUCUCUAGGUAAAAGGGGACGCUAGUUUCUCUCUCGUACUAGAAGUUAAAAUUUUUCGAAAACUGCCUGCUUAUUUCAACUUUCAGAACGAAACAAGAAAGAAUUAGGCUACCAUCAGCCUAUCAAGAACGCUGUCAGUAGGUAGAGUAAGAACUCUAUUUUCCCCUUUGCAUAAAAGAUACUUUUUUUUAUCUUUUGGCCUUCAUCUCGCAUACUUAUAAUAUCGGCUCAUGUUAAAUAUACCAUUGACUGUUUUAUCAACACCCAGGCCAACAUCUAUCUGGAUAAAAGAGGCUUCUUAAUCAAAAUUAUUUCUUUGUAUUGUAUCACUACUCCAUGCUCGAGGUUUUUGAGCGCUCUCCUUAAGAGGGUUUUGUACGUUUUGUAAGUAAUGUGGAAUAAAGAAGGAAAAAAAAGAAAAGAUUUACUGCUUUAAAAUUCAAGAAUAAUCUCGCGGACUGACGCUCUGGCAAAAAACUUAAUCAUGGAACGGAGAAUGGAAAUGAUGCGAAAUGAGGAGUGAGUAAUGGAAAAUGGGAAAUUAUGUGUAUUUGAUCGCCAUUUCGAUGUUGAAAUCGGUUCACAAAACCGAGCUUUUGGCUGUAAGCUUUUAUCUGUUCAUUUGCUCUAAAAUUUUCACACGCUGAGUUCGAACUUUGAGCGUAGCACGACAAGUGACCUGUGUACACAUUUUCCUCAGUUGCAACCGACAUUUAUUAAGUUUAUGCCAAAUCUAUUUCAUAUCAGUUAUAAUUAAACGCUAUGGGUCUCAUUCCCUUUUGCUAAGAACAAUCGUGAA